Messenger RNA from Chara braunii, 839 nucleotides. The record is from the annotation of a GenBank genome assembly. NCBI's taxonomy places the organism in Eukaryota, Viridiplantae, Streptophyta, Charophyceae, Charales, Characeae.
CUGCGAUCUCAAUCGUCUCCAACCACGCAGGUGGUAGAGGAAGAUCCACAAGGCUAUGGCAGGGGUCCUGUUCAAGUGCCACCUGGCACUGAAGUACCACCUACAGCCUCAUGGAAUGUGGAGGAAGUUCCACACGGGCAAGGCACCGGCGCUCCUGUUCAAUUGCCGCCUGCGGUUGAAGAAGUGCCAGCCGCUGUGCCACCGAAUGUGGAGGUCAGCCCGACGAGUAAAUCGGGGCGCGGCAAUGGCAAAGGGAAGGGGAGGAGUGGUGCGAGGGAGGGAGAAAACACCAGCUCAAAGGAUGGCCAACUCCUUCUUGGCUCUCAUGGCCAGUGCAGAUGAUGUCCUGAAGCACGUUACGGGUUACGCAGCUGCUGCUGAAGCACCCUCAGCAGACCGCAGAAAUGCAAAAAACGCCCAGGCAGCUCCUGAAGCACCCUCGACAGACACCAACGGAGGCCAGGGCAGUGUGCGGUCGGGGGCACGAUGGACUGACGAGGAGGAGAGCGUCAUACUCAUCCAUGUCAAAGCUGAGUACGACAUAGAAAUGGAGCGGAAUCUGCGCAUCAGCAGGAAGAGUAAUCCCGAUCCCUCAGAAAUGGGACUGCAUCUCCCAGCGAUUGAAGGCGAGGGGCGUCGACAAGAAUUGCACAGACGCUAAGGCGUAAGUAUGAGGGCAUGUUACCUCGCUACAAGAGAGUUUCAUUCCAUAACUGCCACGUGUCCGGGUCCCAGAACGACUUUGAGAUGGACUCCAAGGAGAAAGAGAAAGGCAGGUUGGACUUCAGCAUCACUCGCCGGGCCAUGUUCGAUGCAUUUGAUAAAUGCUGUCACGACGA